Messenger RNA from Neltuma alba, 3211 nucleotides. Its product is annotated as probable LRR receptor-like serine/threonine-protein kinase At3g47570. NCBI's taxonomy places the organism in Eukaryota, Viridiplantae, Streptophyta, Magnoliopsida, Fabales, Fabaceae. Gene Ontology annotation, biological process: protein phosphorylation. The transcript has 2 exons. Gene Ontology annotation, molecular function: receptor serine/threonine kinase binding; protein kinase activity; ATP binding. Bases 1 to 3105 code for a protein of 1034 amino acids. The record is from RefSeq and is a predicted model, not a curated record.
AUGGUUUUUGCUCUCUUGUCAACUCAUUUUCGUUCCAUAUACUACCAAGCAAUCAUUUUUUUGUGCGUAAACUUACUUUGGCUUCAACAUACCAGGGCUGCAUCUGCAUUAGGAAAUGAGACUGACUAUAUGGCAUUGCUCAAGUUUAAAGAAUCAGUAACCAGUGAUCCAUAUGAAGUCUUGAGCUCCUGGAAUAGUUCAAGUCACUUCUGCAACUGGCAUGGAAUCACAUGCAGCCGCAGACACCAAAGAGUCGUUGAGUUGAGGCUGCCAGGAUAUCAUUUGCGUGGGGUUCUCUCACCCUAUGUUGGCAACCUCUCCUUCCUGAGAAACCUCUACCUUCCAAAUAACAGCCUUCAUGGAGAAAUUCCACCACAAUUGGGUAGUUUGUUCAGGCUGCAGCAGCUAUCUCUCAGAGAUAAUACAUUAACAGGAGAGAUUCCCAUCAACCUGACAAGCUGCACUGAGCUCAGGCACUUAAAUUUGUCAAGCAAUAGUCUUACAGGUAAAAUGCCACUCGAGCUUGGCUCUCUCAGGAAGCUUGAAAAGCUGAACUUAUUUACAAAUAAAUUAACUGGAGAAAUCCCAGCUUCCAUUUGGAAUCUUUCCUCCCUUGAUGUUCUUUCAGUGGGUUAUAACAACUUGGAAGGGAGCAUACCAGAAGAAAUAGGCCACUUGAGCAGAUUGAGUGUUUUAGCAAUAGUAGAUAACAAUUUUUUUGGUGUGCUUCCUUCUUCAUUUUACAAUAUGUCAUCCCUCACAUUCAUAUCUGCAGCAAAAAACCAGCUGAGUCGAACUCGACUUCCAGACAAGAUGUUCACCACCCUCCCUAAUUUGCAAUAUUUUGCCAUAGGUGAUAACCAAAUAUCAAGUUCAAUCCCAACUUCAAUAACAAAUGCAUCCUUUAUUCAACUAUUUGACAUUGGUUUAAACAAUUUUGUUGGAAAAGUUCCAAGUCUAGGAAACCUAAAAGAUUUGCAAGUGCUAAAUCUGAACUAUAAUAAUCUUGGAGAUAGUUCAGACCAUGACUUGGAUUUUAUAACAUCUUUGGAAAAUUGUACGAAACUAGAAAAUUUGAUUCUAUCCACCAACAAAUUCGGAGGUCUUUUACCUGACUCCAUAGGCAAUCUGUCAACCCAACUCAUUCGACUGUACCUUGGUGAUAAUCAGAUAUAUGGAACUAUUCCCGAAACUUUAGGAAGGUACACAAAUUUAAUUGCCUUGGUCCUGGAAUACAACCAGUUUACAGGCUCAAUUCCAGCAUCUUUUGGAAAAUUGAAUAAUUUGCAAAUAUUAGGCUUGGGGAGAAACCAACUUUCUGGAGAGAUACCAGCCUCCUUAGGCAAUCUCAGUUACUUGGUUCAAUUAAGCUUUUCAGAGAAUAUGCUUGAAGGAAAAAUUCCAUCCGAGAUAGGAAAUUGGCAAAAUAUAGUGCUUCUAGACCUUUCAGAAAACAAUCUUAGUGGUGCUAUACCCUUGCAGGUUUUUACUCUUUCCUCCUUGUCCACAUUGCUGAACUUCUCCCACAACUCAUUAAACGGCUCUCUACCUAUUGACGUGGGAAGACUUAAAAGUCUUGGCACUUUUGAUAUCUCUGAAAAUUAUCUUUCUGGGGAGAUUCCUAGGACCAUAGGAGACUGCAUAAGUUUGGAAUACCUUACCUUACAAGGGAAUUUGUUCAGUGGGUCCAUGCCCCCUUCACUAGCUUCACUGAAAGGCCUUAAGUAUCUAGAUCUAUCACAAAACAACUUUUCUGGAUCAAUACCAACAGGUCUGCAGAAUAUAUCCGCCCUUGAAUACUUGAAUGUUUCAUUUAAUGCAUUGGAUGGUAAAGUGCCAACAGAUGGGAUUUUCAAGAAUGCAAGUGCCAUAUCAAUUGCGGGUAAUUAUAAGCUUUGUGGGGGUAUUGCUGAGCUGCAUUUACCACCAUGCCCUGACAAAACUAGGACAAACAAUAAAAAUCAUCGUUUGAAGGUCGUGGUUAUUAUCAUUUGUGUUAUUGUUUGUGCUGUCCUAUCAUCUAUAUUUGCUAUCUACUGCUGGAGGAAACGAAACAGGACACUGCCUUCAACUUCACAACCAACUGGCCAGCCCUCCAAUAUAUCAUACCAAAGCUUACACUCUGCAACAGAAGGGUUCUCCAGCAAUAACUUGAUCGGGUAUGGAAGUUUUGGUUAUGUGUAUAAAGGAAAGCUGCAAUCAGAAAGCAGAGUUGUUGCUAUAAAGGUCCUAAACCUUCAAAAGAAGGGAGCAAACAAGAGUUUCAUUUCUGAAUGUAAUGCACUUAAAAACAUCAGGCACAGAAAUUUGGUUAAGAUUUUAACAUGUUGCUCCAGCUUGGAUUAUAAAGGGCAAGAAUUUAAAGCACUAGUCUUUGAGUACAUGUCAAAUGGAAGCUUAGAGCAAUGGUUGCAUCCUAGUCCAGAAAGUAUAGAUCAGCCUAGAACUUUGAAUUUAGCUCAAAGAUUAAAUAUUUUAAAUGACGUUGCUUGUGCACUGCAUUAUCUUCACUAUGAAUGUCAGCAAACCAUUGUCCAUUGUGAUUUGAAGCCAAGCAAUAUUCUUCUUGAUGAUGAUAUGACUGCUCACGUUAGUGACUUUGGGCUAGCAAGACUUCUUGCAAUCCUCAAUGGCAGCUCUAAGAAGCAAACCAGCACAGUUGGAAUAAAAGGGACUAUUGGGUAUGCUCCUCCUGAGUAUGGAAUGACUUCUGAGGUAUCAAGGGAAGGUGAUGUUUAUUCUUUUGGGAUUCUAGUUUUGGAAAUGCUUACUGGCAAAAGGCCCACUGAAGACAUGUUCAAAGAUGGUCACAAUCUCCAUAACUAUGCAAGAUCUGCAUACCCAGAUGACCUCUUGGACAUUGUGGACUCAGAUCUUUUACAGAAAGAUUUAAAGCAGACUGCAUCUUCAAGAUCAGAGCAAAUCAACAUGCAGAACCAGAGCCUGUCGCAUUAUAAUGAAGAGAAGUGUAUAAUUUCACUAUUCAGCAUUGGACUUGCUUGCUCAGAAGAAUCACCCAAAGAAAGAGCGAAUAUGAUGAGUAUCACAAGGAGGCUAGAUCUCAUUAGAAAUGCUCUCUGCUGUCAUGAAAUGAAAGGGAAUUGAUUCCAAAGCAGAGAAUGGGAACUUGCUUCUUUAGCAACACUAUGACCACCAAUUGCUCUAUUGUAUACGUAUUUGUAGCUGAAAUGUUCAUACAUGAAUAGUGAAC